UAGCGCCUCUCCCCCUGCAAAUCUUGAGCACACCACCACUCGUUUUCCUGUCCGGAACAGGAGAAAAGGGGAGCGAGGCGACUAGGCGAGGCGCGGUGUCCGCCCGAUCAGCUCCGUCCCGUCCCGACAGCAAAAUGGGUGCCGGUGGCAAGAUGACUGAGCAGGAGAGGGAGAAGCAGGAGCAGCAGCUCGCCCGCGGUGCUUCAACAAUGCAGCGCUCACCGGUGGAGAAGCCUCCGUUCACGGUGGGUCAGAUCAAGAAGGCCAUCCCUCCACACUGCUUCCAGCGCUCAGUGUUGAAGUCCUUCUCCUACGUGGUCCGUGACCUCGUCAUUGCCGCGGCGCUCCUGUACUUCGCGCUGGCCAUCAUACCGGCGCUCCCAAGCCCGCUGCACUACGCCGCCUGGCCGCUCUACUGGAUCGCCCAGGGGUGCGUGUGCUUCGCCAUGUGGGUCAUCGCGCACGAGUGCGGCCACCACGCCUUCUCCGACUACCAGCUCCUGGACGACAUCGUGGGCCUGGUGCUGCACUCCUCGCUGAUGGUGCCCUACUUCUCGUGGAAGUACAGCCACCGCCGCCACCACUCCAACACCGGCUCCCUGGAGCGCGACGAGGUGUUCGUGCCAAAGACGAAGGGGGCGCUGGCGUGGUACGCCCCGUACGUGUACAACAACCCCGUCGGGCGGCUGGUGCACAUCGUCGUGCAGCUCACCCUCGGGUGGCCGCUGUACCUGGCCACCAACGUGUCGGGACGCCCGUACCCGCGCUUCGCCUGCCACUACGACCCCUACGGCCCGAUCUACAACGACCGGGAGCGCGCGCAGAUCUUCGUCUCGGACGCCGGCGUCAUGGCCGUCUCGUUCGGGCUGUACAAGCUGGCGGCGACCUUGGGGUUCUGGUGGGUGGUGCGCGUCUACGCCGUGCCGCUGCUGAUCGUGAACGUGUGGCUGGUUCUCGUCACGUACCUGCACCACACCCACCCGGCGCUCCCCCACUACGACUCGAGGGAGUGGGACUGGCUGCGCGGCGCGCUGUCCACCGUGGACCGCGACUACGGCGUCUUCAACCGUUUUUUCCACAACAUCACCGACACACACGUCGUGCACCACCUCUUCUCCACGCUGCCGCACUUCCACGCCACGGAGGCUACCAAGGCGAUCAAGCCCAUCCUCGGCGAGUACUACCAGUUCGACCCCACUCCCAUCGCCAAGGCGACCUGGCGCGAAGCCAGGGAGUGCAUCUUUGUCGAGCCCGAGGAAGGCAGGGGCGUCUUCUGGUACAACAAGUUCUAGCUGCUUGAUGCGCGGAACUCAGGAUUGAGGUGAUCGUCCAUACUUUCACCGGAUUGGGAGAAGAAAUCAGGAAGAGAAGGCGGUAAAAAUGUUGUACCGAGUGUCCAUCCACCGAUACAUGGUUAUAGUCAUCACUCUUCAAUCUUUUUUUUUCAAAAGGCGGCAACAAACUUUUGCCGGAUUUUUAUUUGAUAAGGAAAACGAAAAUAAAUGGAUUUACAGUCUUACAAAAA
Molecule: messenger RNA, 1525 nt
Organism: Sorghum bicolor (sorghum)
Lineage: Eukaryota; Viridiplantae; Streptophyta; Magnoliopsida; Poales; Poaceae
Product: fatty acid desaturase DES2
Exons: 1
Coding region: 135-1292 (385 amino acids)
Biological process (GO): lipid metabolic process
Molecular function (GO): oxidoreductase activity, acting on paired donors, with oxidation of a pair of donors resulting in the reduction of molecular oxygen to two molecules of water
Source: RefSeq, a predicted model, not a curated record